AUGUCUGGCGUCUGGGCCUGGUUCGGCGGAAGCGCCGCUCAGAAGAAGAAGGACAGUCCGAAAAAUGCGAUCCUCGGCCUACGGUCGCAGCUCGAGAUGCUGCAGAAGCGCGAAAAGCACCUGAUGGCGCAGAUGGAGGAGCAAGACGCCAUCGCCAGGAAGCACGUCAACACGAAUAAAGCCGCCGCGAAAGCAGCCCUGCGGAGGAAGAAGGGCCACGAGCACAGCCUCGAGCAGACAAUAUCGCAGAUCGGCACGCUGGAACAACAAAUCAACGCCAUCGAGUCGGCCAACAUCAACCGCGAGACCCUCGCCGCGAUGCAGAGGGCGGGCGAGGCGAUGCGCGAUAUCCACGGGAAGCUCACGCCGGAAAAGGUCGACGAGACAAUGUACGUCCUCGGUCUUCGGACCCUCCUCCUUCUCCUCCCGGUGUACAAUGCAGCUUACCAGGAUAAACUUAGGGACAAACUCCGAGAACAGAACGCGCUCAGCGAGGAGAUCGUCGCGGCCAUCACGAGCGCGCACAUCGGCGAGACGGUGGACGACACCGAGCUGGACGAAGAGCUGGACGCGCUCAUGCAGGAACAGCUCGACAAGAAGAUGCUCGAGUCCGGUACCGUACCCGUGUCGGAUGCUAUUCACAGGAUGCCGGCGGUUGGAAACACAGAGAUCCAAACCAAACCCCAGGCCGUCGCAGAAGACGACGACGACGAAGCAGAACUGCGCAAGUUGCAAGCCGAGAUGGCCAUGUGA
Molecule: messenger RNA, 753 nt
Organism: Daldinia caldariorum
Lineage: Eukaryota; Fungi; Ascomycota; Sordariomycetes; Xylariales; Hypoxylaceae
Product: Snf7-domain-containing protein
Exons: 3
Coding region: 1-753 (250 amino acids)
Biological process (GO): vesicle budding from membrane; late endosome to vacuole transport via multivesicular body sorting pathway
Cellular component (GO): ESCRT III complex; multivesicular body; cytoplasmic side of plasma membrane
Source: RefSeq, a predicted model, not a curated record